Messenger RNA from Paramecium sonneborni, 333 nucleotides. The record is from the annotation of a GenBank genome assembly. Lineage: Eukaryota; Ciliophora; Oligohymenophorea; Peniculida; Parameciidae.
AUGAGAAUAUAAAGUACAGAUUAUACAGUUCCGUAUUAUUAAGUUUAUAAUGGUAAGUCAAAGCAUUGUUUAAAGGGAAAAUUAGUAAUGGGGUAUUCUAGAAUAAGGUUUAUGAUAUCUUUUGUUUAUUUGAAUGCAAUUUCUUUAUUAUAACUAUUUAGAAUCUAUCCAAAAUAGGAAUAAAUUUAUGCAGAAAUAAUAUUCAUUAUUUUGACAGAUAUUUUCUUGUUAAUAACAGUAUUUAGUGAUCCAGGAUUAAUACCGAAACUAAAUUCUUAAUUUUAAAAAGUAAUAUAUUGUAUGAAUAAGGUAUACUGAAUGUUAUCUUAUACC